Molecule: messenger RNA, 5527 nt
Organism: Scatophagus argus
Lineage: Eukaryota; Metazoa; Chordata; Actinopteri; Scatophagidae
Gene: arhgef19
Product: Rho guanine nucleotide exchange factor (GEF) 19
Exons: 16
Coding region: 357-3290 (977 amino acids)
Biological process (GO): activation of GTPase activity; regulation of actin cytoskeleton organization
Molecular function (GO): protein binding; guanyl-nucleotide exchange factor activity
Source: RefSeq, a predicted model, not a curated record
GGAAGGGAGAGCAGAGGAGCUUAGAGAGGGGAUCUGCAUUGUAAGUAGCUCUGAGAGCAGCAAGUGGUGGCUGUUUUUCAGCCUGUUGUUGUUUUCCCGAGGAGGCUGUCAACAAGAGGAAGCAGAAGAACCAGACAGAAGAGCACAGAUUUGAAAAGUCUGAGCUGCGAUCAAAAAAGAAAAAAGAACCCGAGGGAGGAGAAGAGAGUAACCGGGAGGAACACAAGGCAGCAAUGGAUAGCAGAGUGGCUCAGCCUGACCCUGAGAUGGCCUGGAUUCACACACUGCUGCUGGCCACCAUCCAGCACACACACUAGGCUGCUAACACCAAUGAGCUUCCAUGCGUUCGUUCAGCCAUGCUCCCUGGGUAUGGAUUCUCACCUUUUCCUGAUUUCCAACCCCAUCUUCACACUUUUCGCUGCCGAAGAGAGAGUCCUAACAUGUGGAUCCCCGGCUCAGGAGAGUCCCAGGCUCUGAGCGAGGCCAAGGAGGACAGGCCUCUCCUCCAUGCUUGCCACCACAAGCAUAUUGCUGUUUGCCAGCAGGAAACAUUGGCUUUUAUUGAGCUACAACCACCAGUGACUCCUAAACUAAACAGUCUGGGCUCUUCAAGGCCAACUCUUACUUCAGACACACAAUGCACGAUGCACUCCCUGACUCUGAAUGGUUUCAGACACACACUAAAUGAACUGAAUGACAUGCAGAAUGGCUGCCACAGGACAGACAAUGAGCAUGAAACAAUGCUGAAUUCAAACUGUCAUAUAUCUGCAGGUGACAGUGAGCUUGAAUGCCAUAAUGGCAUCAGGACUUCUUUGCAGGAACAACCUGAAAAACCUCGUACUGUCACAACAGUAUGUCGUCCUCUCCAUGCAGCCCUUAGCCUCCCUCUGUCGCUCCCUCUGUCCUCCCUUUACACAAACAGAGAUUCCUGGGAAUCUCAGUUGCCUUGCUCCCGAUCCUCACCUGAAGGUCCUGGGUUUCAGAGCCCAGACUCCCGCCAGCCACAGAGAAGGACAUCACAGGGUUCACUGAAAGAAAAAUCAAUCCGACGAAAGAUGCAGGUUUACUCCCCAGAAAGCCAAAGCGAUGAAUCUCUCAGCAGCCCAAUUCUGGACGCAGACUACAUCUUUUCAGGACCUUUUGCAUCUUUCCUGGAGGAGGACCUUAGUGGAAUUUCUUCACUGGAGGCCAUUUCAAGUCCUUCAUCCGCAGACGGUGUCACAGAUCUUCCACACCUCAGUCAUGAUGAUAUUUUUAAUCUACCUGCAGAACCGCUGCAGAUAAUCGAGGAUUCAGUGCCAGGGAUGGGGGAAGACAGCGGGAGUGUAGAGACAUCAAGUGCCACAGGGGGGAGUUUAUUGUCACGGAGUCGGCAAGGGGAUCAGGAACGGCGGCGCUUCUCAGCUUCAGAACUGAUCUCUAGACUGCAGCUGUCUCAAAGGAAGAAUUCCUUCACACUGAAGCUGGGGAAGUCACUGUCUGCUCGGGUAGCCGCCCGGGACAGACAGAGCUCCAACAACCUGAGCCCCAACCCCGACUAUAAGUCCAACUCCAAGCAGCGAAGCUCAGGAGGUUCUAGUGACAGUGCCCCCCACAGUCCUGUAGGCCCCACACCUGCUCUGCUGCCCAGCAGUGACAAUGGCAUGCCUUUGCAUCGGUGGAGCACAAAACUUGGAAUGCGAAAGAAAUCCAUUGAGGACGACUUGGCCAUACUUCCGACUGUUGCUAGUUCGAAUCGCUUAUCGCGGUUUUUGCCAAGUUCCAUUCUGUACCAGGAAUACAGUGACGUCGCCAUCAACAGAGAGAUCCAGAGGCAGCAAGGGAAGGAGCCAGGCACAGAGGAAGAAGGGCUCAGGGAUGAGGGAUCAGAUGGAACCCCAUCUCCUACUAAUUUGUCUCCAUCCAGCUCCUUUCGCUCAUCCCGAGGCUCAGCUUUUGCCCUGUGGCAGGACAUCCCUGAUGUUCGGACUAGCGGACAGCUCGACAACUUCAGCAAUGAGGAGAGGAAAUUACAGGAGGCAAAGUUUGAGCUGGUGACAUCUGAGGCAUCGUACAUCCGCAGUUUGACGAUCGCAGUGGACCACUUCAUGUUGUCACAAGAACUGGCAGAGUGUCUCGGAGCUCAAGAUAAGCAGUGGCUCUUCUCCAAGCUGCCUGAAGUCAAAGAUGUCAGCGAAAGGUUUCUUCAGGACCUGGAGCACAGGCUGGAAGAAGACAUUCUGCGUUUUGAUGUGUGCGACAUUGUCCUUGAACAUUGCCCAGCCCUGCGAAAGGUUUAUUUACCUUAUGUAACCAACCAGGCCUACCAGGAGCAGACAUACCAGCGUUUGCUGCACGAGAACCCUCGUUUCCCUGGAAUCCUGGCUCGUUUGGAGGAGGACCCCAUCUGCCAAAGACUUCCCCUGACUUCUUUUCUAAUCCUCCCGUUUCAGAGGAUCACACGGCUUAAAAUGCUAGUGGAGAAUAUCCUUAAGAGAACAACUCCUGGUUCCCGGGAUGAGGACACUGCCACAAAAGCUUUCAAUGAGCUAAAAAAGAUCAUCAAAGAAUGUAACUCCAGUGUGCAAUCAAUGAAGAGGAUGGAGGAACUUAUUCAUCUCAACAAGAAAAUCCAUUUUGAAGGAAAGAUCUUUCCUCUGAUCUCUCAGUCCCGCUGGCUGGUGAAACACGGUGAGCUGCUGGAAGUGGACACUCAGAUGAUGAGUAUUUCUGGGUCAAAGCUCAAGCUACCCACCAAGCCUGUGUACCUCCACCUGUUCAAUGACUGUCUCCUGCUGUCCAGGAGGAAGGAUGCAUGGAAGUUCAUGGUGUUUGUACAUGCCAAGAUAGGAGAGCUGAAGGUGAAAGAUCUCAGUCAGAAGUUGCAGGGCAUUUCAGGCUUCAUCUUCCACCUGCAGCUGUGUGAAGGCCAGCAGCUCAAACAUCAGAUCCUUCUGAAAUCUCACACUGAGAGUGGGAAACAGAGGUGGAUCACGGCUAUGUUUCCAUCUGAUCCACUCGAAGACAUCGAGCAAGCCAGCGAGAAUGUUGAUAUAUCCCAGGUUCAGUGCAUCAAAAGUUAUCAAGCUCAAGAGCAUGAUGAGUUAACACUGGAAAAGGCUGACAUUCUUCAUGCUAAAACCAUUACAAGUGAUGGUUGGGUGGAAGGCAUCAGACUGUCUGACGGGGAACGGGGCUGGUUCCCCAAAACGUACGUGGAGGAAAUCACAAGUCGCAGCGCACGCCUCCGCAACCUCCGGGAAAAUAUCCGCAUCAAAUGUGUCACACAGAAACUGGAAGGGGAAGACUAACAAUUUUUACUGCCAUUUGUCAUGUGUCAAAGGUGCAUCUCAGUUGCUAGGUUUUGAGCAUUUUAAGCUUCUGGAUCAUUGUUUUAAUUUUGGAGGGAUGUGGGACCUAUACAUAGCAUGCAGGUGCUAAAACAAGCCAACAUAUUUGAGUGAAUGCUAAAUUAUGUAUCAGCAUUUUCCCUUAGCAUGCAAGCUGUGAAUACAGUUUUGAAAUGAGAGUGCAAAGAUUUUAAUGCUUUACAUUUCUAAUUUCAAAGGCUUUCAUACAAUAAGAGUCAAACAUUUCCAACAGUUUUGCUGCACUGAAGUUUCUAAACUCUUUAGGAGAAUUACUUUAUGCAUGCUUCUGUGAAUGCAUGUAUCACCAAUUUAGUCUAAGAACAAUUUCAAGCAUCUCUGUGGGCACUUUGGCUCGUGUCAGAGGGGAAGAUUAGACUGACAUUAACUCACUAGUUUGUCACUACAUUUUUUUUCUGUCAACUGUGGCCAAAAUCACUCAGUGCACUUAAGUUGCCAGCUGAGCUGUGUGAGCUGCAGGAAGAAUCGUUCAUAUAACAACAUAACAUCAGAAAAUCGCUUGAGGCAGAUCCUGCUGCUGAGCUGUAUUAGGAAACAACAGAGGUCUUUAAUCUUUUGUCUUUGUUCAUACUGAGUGCUGCUAUAAUUUCAGAAGGCAGAUGAGAAGUUGCUCUGUUGUGCGGUCCAUGUAUUCAACAAACAUGUACACUAGUUUGAGAGGAAAUUAAAAGCUGAUUUUUGUGUUUGAGUCCAUCCAAUCAGCUGAUAUGCUACAGUACAGCAGUGUUCAGCAGUUCAUCUCCAUCUGUGUGUUAAAAGAUUGUUAAACCAUCCUUGUCUCUAUACCAUAGAACACCCUCUCUGUGUGUGCUGGGAAAGAUCUGUAGUAACAACCCGGACUGUUAUGGUUAGUGAGACCACAGCACAAUGGUGGUUUUUAGAGAUGUUUCUACAGUAACCAAAAUGAAGGACAGAUUAUCCUCUUUCAAGGCUCACACAAAUACUUUUUUCCUAUUACGUGCCCUCAUCCGAUUAAAGGACUGUGUUCUGUAUUUUUGUCAGCUAACACCAUGAACAGAUCAAAAAUAGCAAGUAUUCUCUGCAUAUUCCUUUAUUCCAUGGAACACAUCUACAAGCCACACUAUCAUGACAUUUUAAGUCUAUUUUAAGUCAAACAUAAAUACUGACAAGAUCAACGUGUGUAUUAAUCUGCAGGUGAAAAUAGUCCUAGACAAAUGCACUAUUUGCUCCUGUUUGAGUAAUGUUUCCUAAAAAUUUAGUGCACAGCUCUUUUAAGGAAUCAUGAAGCAAUUUUUAAAAAUGAAGCUACAUAUUUGGAACCAAUUUGAUAAGCUUUUUUAAAGAUUUAUGUCUUCCAUAGGAAUGAGUUGGUUUUGGGACUGAGUGCAGCAAAUAAGAUGGGGAGGCUGGACAUUAUUGGUUCUGGUCUUUUCUUGGCAUUUGCUGACAAUAAGAAAGAUGUAAAAUAACAAGGGCUUUGUCCUUUAAAAAAAAUAUAUAACAAGAAAUCAACAUGUAUGAAAUUCAUCUUAGAAUGCAUGUCCAUUGACCAUCAGUGCAGUAAUUGUGCAAGUUUAGCUUCGGGGGUACUCAUUUUACAACUUUGACUGUCCUCAGUAAAUAGAAGUUAUUAUAUUACACUAAUCAUAAAUGAUCAAGUGACACGCUCACACACUCAGUACUAAGUGACGUUUAGGCCUACAUCAGCUACAUCCUCCCCCUCUUUAAGAGUAAAAAUCCCCAAAUGACAAAAAGCACAGUGUAACUGAGCUGAAACGUGUUGUUAAUGAACAACCAUAAUCAAAAUUUAAAGGUGAACUUUUCCAGCAACAAUAAAAUGUUUAUAGCCCUUUUUUCCUACAUCUGCAUUGUUAGUUGUAAUUUAAGUGGUUGCUGUUGCAGCAUGUGUAUUUAUACUCCUCUAGCUGGUUUUUCUCCAAGGAGAUUCUGAUGUAAAUGUAUUUUACUGUAGAUGGCUUCAUGUAUAAAGAGUAGAAAAUGGUUCAUUCACUUUUAUGCCUGUAAUUUAUAUGAGCAAAGAUUCAACAAAUAUUAUUACAUUCCGUAAAGAUAAACUUUCCAGGUGAGUUCAUCUCUUAUACCACAAUAAAUACAAAUAUUGUAAUACACUGGAUGUUUACUGGAUCUGUGCUGACUGCUGUAAAUGUUUAAUCACUGAAAUAAAUACAGAACCUUCC